AUUGUGUACCUUAUUGUUUUUACCUUCCUUGUCUUUUUUUUAAUCACUGGACUACUGGAGGAAUUUUGGAGGUUCCUUCUUCAAAGAAACUUGGGAAACUCUUGGUUGCAACGGCUUCGCUUUGCAGUGUUUGGACUAUGUGAUUCAGGUUACGAGAAGUACAAUUUUGUAGCAAAGAAGCUACACAAAAGAUUACUAGAUCUUGGGGCCACAACCAUCAUUGAGAAAGGCAUGGGAGAUGAUCAACACCCAUCAGGGUACGAAGCAACUCUUGAUCCGUGGAUGAUGUCUUUGUGGGGUACAUUAUAUCAGAUCAAUCCCAAAUACUUUCGUAAAGGUCCAGAUGUGGUGAUUCCUCUAGAUGACUUAAUUGAUCAGCCCAAAUAUAGGCUUUUAUAUCAUAAGCAAGAAACACGGGAGCCUGCAUUGAUGGUAGAGUCAGACAUCGUAGAAAGUGCCCGUGAAAUGUCACCCGGAAAAUUAUCCAAGGACAAAAGUAAACCAGACUGCUUUCUCAAGAUGACUAAAAAUGAAGUCCUGACGAAAGCUGGAAGUACAAAGGAGGUCCGCCAAUUCGAGUUCCAAUUUGUAUCUAGUAUCAAAUAUGAAGUUGGCGAUGUUGUUGAGCUUCUUCCAAGCCAAGAUUCUUUAGCAAUAGAUGCGUUUAUAGAACGCUGUGAUUUGGACCCGGAAUCAUUUAUCACAGUAAGUUCAUCCAAGAGAGACAGAGCCGUGCAAGCUGAGGUUAGCCCGACCGCACCAGUCAUGUUCUUCUUUGGUUGCAGAAACGAAGACACAGAUUUUUUAUACCGAGACUUGUGGGAGUCUCAUGCAAGAGAAGGAGGCAUGCUCUCUCAAGUAAAAGGCGGCGGGUUUUACACUGCAUUCUCUAGAGACCAACCGAAGAAAGUUUACGUGCAACACAAGAUCCGAGAGAUGAGGAAAGAAGUUUGGGAUUUGCUAUGCGAUGGAGCCGCCGUUUACGUGGCGGGCUCGUCCAAGAAAAUGCCUUGUGAUGUGAUGUCGGCUUUGGAGGAGAUUGUGAUGGAGGAGACCGGAGGAUCAAAGGAAACGGCUUCACGGUGGCUCAAGGCUUUGGAGAAAGCUGGGAGAUACAAUGUUGAAGCUUGGUCUUAAAACCAACUU
Raphanus sativus (radish) is the source of this 1146-nucleotide messenger RNA. Its product is annotated as NADPH-dependent diflavin oxidoreductase 1-like. Gene Ontology annotation, cellular component: cytosol. Gene Ontology annotation, molecular function: oxidoreductase activity; flavin adenine dinucleotide binding; FMN binding. Lineage: Eukaryota; Viridiplantae; Streptophyta; Magnoliopsida; Brassicales; Brassicaceae. The transcript has 7 exons. The annotation marks the transcript as partial. The record is from RefSeq and is a predicted model, not a curated record.